This is a messenger RNA of Lytechinus pictus (painted urchin), 3495 nucleotides long. RefSeq names its product checkpoint protein HUS1-like. Bases 227 to 1069 code for a protein of 280 amino acids. Gene Ontology annotation, cellular component: site of double-strand break; checkpoint clamp complex; nucleolus. Lineage: Eukaryota; Metazoa; Echinodermata; Echinoidea; Temnopleuroida; Toxopneustidae. The record is from RefSeq and is a predicted model, not a curated record. Gene Ontology annotation, biological process: double-strand break repair via homologous recombination; telomere maintenance; mitotic intra-S DNA damage checkpoint signaling. The transcript is spliced from 9 exons.
ACCUUAUCCAUUAGGCCACAGGGUCUGACAGCCGUGCGAGGAUGUCGCAUGUGAUAUAUUAUUCGACAACAGUUGUAUAGUUAAUUUUUUUUUUUUUGCCGACUCCUGACUAAAGAUAUGACUCAUUUUGCCAAAUAUUGUGUAUCUUUUUCAGAGUCAACAAUCACUUCAGUAUAUGACUUGUUGCUCCCUGGAUUCCUUGAAGAAGUAUAAAUGUUGAGACAACAUGCGUUUCAGGGCAAAGAUAUUUGAUAUUGGAACCAUCGAGCAAUUUACAAGAGUUGCGGGAACAGUAGCCAAACUGACUCAGUUAUGUGUACUGAGAAUAACUUCAGACAGGAUGUAUUUUAUUAUCAAUGAUAAAGUAUCCAAAGGGCAUCUCUGGUGUGAUCUUCAAGCUCUGAAUAUAUUCAGUGAGUUCAGUAUGGAAGGAAUCGCCGAGGAUGCCAAUGAGAUCUUCAUGGAGGUGAAUCCUGAUGACCUCGUGAGGGCGCUAAAGACUGCUCAGACUGCCAAGUCCGUCAAGAUCAAACUCACCAAGAAAUUCAGUCCCUGUUUAUCUCUUGAUGUAGAGUUGCCAUCAAGAACAGGCCACAGCCGAACAAUCACUCAUGAUAUACCUGUCACUGUCAUGCCAAGGAGACAAUGGGAGGAAUAUAGUGAACCAACUCUACCAGAUUUUGAUGCUACCAUUUGUAUGCCACCCUUGAAGGUCAUAAGAACUGUUGCAGAAAGGAUGAAGAAUCUUGGAAGUUAUCUUGAAUUAUCUGCUAACCAGAAUGGUGAGAUGAGAUUAAGAGUGGAGAGUGAGCAGGUCACGGUGUCAACACACUUUAGAAAUCUAGAAAAUCCUAAUUGGGGUGAUGCAGAUUCUCAGAACAGUCAGAGGGACCCGUCUGUUCUUGUUGGAGCUAAAGUGGACAUCAGAAAAUUUAUUCAUUUCUUAUCAGGCCAACAGCUCAACCCAGCCAAGAUCAUUUGUAGCAUUGUAGACAACAGAGUGAUCCACUUCUUUCUGCUUCAUGAGGACUUGUCUAUCCAGUAUAGCAUGCCCAUAAUCUACAAUUGAAGAUUUAGUGCUGACUUGAUGGAUAUCUUCAAACUCUUUGACAGUCAGUGCUGGGUGAUUGAUAUCUUCAAACUCUUGACCAUUCAGCACUGGAUUGAUGGAUAUCUUCAUAGACCUAAACUUCCAGUGUUGACUUGAUGGGUAUCUUCAAAUUGUGACAAUUCAGCGCAACUCUUGACCAUUUCAGUGCUGUCUUGAUGGUGAUCUGUAAACUCUUGACCAUAAGGCACUGAAUUGAUGGAUAUCUUCAAACUUUUGACCAAUCAGCACUGUCUUGAUGGUUAUCUUCAAACACCUGACCAUUCAGUGCUCGCUUGAUGAAUAUCUUCAACUCUUGACCAUUCAGCAAUGACUUGAUGGAUAUCUUCAAACUCUUGACCAUUCAGUACUGUCUUGAUGGAUAUCUUCAAACUGUUGACCAUUCAGUGCUGUCUUGAUGGAUAUCUUCAAACUCUUGGCCAUUCAGCAAUGACUUGAUGGAUAUCUUGUUCGAGAAUUUUUUUUUCUGACUCAGUUGGUAUGUUCAUGCAACCCAGUAUAUCCAGUGCAAUAUUUUCAAGUUCUUAUGAUGGUUUAAAUAAAAUAUAUAGCUGAUAUUGCAAGAGAAGAGGCAGUAAUUUGGCUGUGAUAAUCUUUUUUUAUUGGUAACACCAUCAUAAAAAUAAUGCACAGGUAUAGUGGCAAUGCAGUGGACUUGCUGGUAUUUAAGAGGGUGCAAUAGCUGGCAGCAUACAUUGUAUUAAGUACAACAUAUGAUUCCCCAGUGUUUACAUGGGUGGUGUUUCAUAAAGCUGUACAUAAAAGUUGUGCACAAAUCUAUGCAUGACUUAGGCAGCUACAUAGGAAUCAUGUAGCACGAGAAAGGGUCACAAGUUGUGCAUAAAACCUUCUUACCAUAUGAACAGCUGGGAGCGUCAUGGUCUAGUGGUUAAGACUCUCGUCUUUCAAUCUGAGGGACGUGGGUUCAAAUUCCAGCCAUGGCGUAAUUUCCUUCGGCAAGAAAUUGAUCCACAAGGUGCUGCACUCAACCCAGGUGAGGUGAAUGGGUACUGACAGGAAGUAAGUCCUUAAAAAGCUGUGAGGACUGGAAUCGAUAGACUAGCUUAGCCGGGGUAAUGUAGGAAUGUCUUGAGCACCAAACAAGGUGGAUGUGUGUGCUCCACAACUAUCCUUAUUAUUAUGUAGUACAAGAAAUGGUCACCAGUUGCAUAAGAUUGUAACAUAUUUUGACCAUUCAGUGCUGUCUUGAUGGAUAUCUUCAAACUCUUGGCCAUUCAGCCCCAUGGGCCCGUUUCAUAACGAGUUACAACUGUUGUAACUUUGCCAUUAUGGCAACUACCAUGGCAACCUUGAUUCUGAUUGGCUGCUGAGCCCUGUUACCUUGGUAGUUGCCAUAAUGGCAAAGUUACAACAGUUGCAAGUCCUUUAUGAAACGGGCCCAUAUGAACAGCUUUUUCAAACGGCCCUCUCUCAGUGUUUCACAUUAUUAACAUUUUGUAAAAUUGCCAUCCUUUUGUAAAAUACUGUGAAUUGUUUACUCCUGGUGUUCUACCAUGCUGUACCAUUGGCUUUCUUUCCUGGCAGCAGGCAAUGAUUUUUAUACACAUCUUUAUGAAAAUACAAAAUGAUUAUGAUUUCAUAUACACAAGGUAAUAAAAGGGAAAAUGGGGACAUGGCAUCAUCAGCCCACCUAGUGCAUAUUAAUGACAGUAAGAAAAUAUGUCAGAACUUUAAGAUGAAUAACUUCACCUUUUUUUUACCAAUCUUUGAAUGUUUUUCAACUGUUAGAAAUUAAAUUUGGCAUUUUUUCAUCCAUUAGAAUAAUUUGAAUGUGGCAUCUAUCACCCUCUCUUGGUAAUAUUUUUAUUUUUAUUUGAAAAAGCAUUGUGAGUUCUUACAUUACUUUACAUAUUUAGUAAUUGGAUGCCUAAUAGAAAACUACAAACAAAGAUAAUAUCUUGAAAUUUUCAGCCCAUUUCAUGCUUGAGAAGGUGUUUUAUGUAAACUGGAUGUAAGUACCGAUUACAAAGAUAUUACAUUUUAAUUGGACUCCUGAUCAAAUUCAAUUUGUAUGCAAAAUUUAUCCAAUAAAACACAUUUUCAGUUUAUAUCAUUCACAGUUUUGCACACACCAUACCCAUGGGGGGCAUGUGCAUUGCAUUCAUGCAAUCUUAUAUUGAAUUAGAUUAGUGACAAAAAAAAGAUAAGAUAAAAAACUAAAGAUAUGUAUGUUUUUCAAUUUUCAAUAAUUUUUGCAAUGUUUCUUUUCGUUGCAGGAACAAAUAUAUAAUGUGUUGUUGUUUUGAAAAGUUAUUUAUAAAACAAUUUUGUACCAAAAAUACUGAUGGAAAUACUUGUGUACUAAAUAAAAAUGUGAUUUUUAAUGGAGGAAGUGACCCUUGCAAUAAAUAUACUUCAUUUCACAA